AUGGGCACGGGCUCUAAGAGCACCGCUCCGACAGAGACGCCGAGCGCUGCUCCUGCGGCCGUUGUCGCCAAUAAUGCACCAACUGCAUCGCCCUUGCACCACACAGGUCCAUCCCAAGUCCCUCCGCGCAAAAAGGACGCCCGUAAGACGUCGCAUGCGGCCUCUGGAGGCACAAGCGUGAGCAUGAGCAAGAAAGCGGCGGACGGCAGUUUGGACGCGCUGGGCGGCGCUGCCGGCCUCUCCAGUGGCGAUCUGUUUGCCCGUAACUUGUCUGCGAUGAGUGUGGCGCACGUGGCCAAAGGCGUGGGCUUUGACGCCGUGCAAAAGUCGGCCGCCGACGCGCUCUCGGAGAUCCUCGCGAAGUAUAUUCAACGCCUGGGAGGAGCGGCGAAGGACAUGGCCGAGCUGGCUGGACGGACUCAAGUGAAGGCAACGGAUCUGGUCCAAGCACUUCAGGACCUGGAACCAAGUGCCGUGGACAUGAAGGACCUGGUCAAGACUUUAGGCACUGCCAAGAGACCGUUUCCAAGAGAUGUACCGGCUUUUCCAGCUCGAAAGCGAGAUGUCUCAAGCUCGACCAUGGAGCAGACGAAGAUUGGACGACGGGAGCAAUUGCCGCCUCACGUGCCGAGUUUUGUGCCGCCGCUGCCGAAUCGUCAUACGUACAGCUCCGAGAGUCGACUGGUGGUGGAGAGAGAGCAAGAUACGAAACGGCAGCGGCUCGAGCUGAUCAGUGAAAAGGCUCAAGUGCGGCAGUCGCUGCAUGGCCUUCAGACGGUGGCUGCUAAACGAUCAGCUGUUAGUGUGCACCAGCCAACGUGGAAUGCAUUUCAAGGGUCGACAGGAGAUAGCGCUACGGGGAACCCGUUCGUGCAAGCACCAAUUGUCAGUCCGAAUGCCAAGUCUAUUUUCACCUGCCAAGAUCGUCAGUUUGUACCGAAAGUGGAGAGAAACACGGCACAGUCCAAAAAUCAGCUGAACAACAACGUGACUAUUCCGAAGCUGUCGAGCCAAGAAAUAGGCAAAGAAGAAAAGAUUUUAUCGGGCACUUUUCACGACGGCGACUCCGAGUAA
This is a messenger RNA of Peronospora matthiolae, 1074 nucleotides long. The record is from the annotation of a GenBank genome assembly. Lineage: Eukaryota; Oomycota; Peronosporomycetes; Peronosporales; Peronosporaceae.